CUCUCCUCCUCACACUGACUGCUACAAGCACAACAAGCAACAUGAAUCCUCUGAACUUCCUGGUGUUUUUUGCUGCGGGAUGCAUGGCUAUUCCCUCAAACCCUGUGCUGCUUCCCUUGACCAGCGGGGUGCACUACACCACCUACAACGGGGCCGUUCCUCUGGUUUCCACUCCCCUGAGGACUGUCCCUGUGGCUCCUCCAGCCGUGGCUCCCAGUCCCUUCGUGGCUCCAAAUAUUCCCUUGAUCCGGGUUUCUGAGUCUGAAAUGAACCAAGACCAGGUUGCCGCUCCCCUCCCCAUUAUUUACAACUCUGCUAUCGGCGCCCCUUCGGUUUACACUCAAGUUGCUGUUCCCGAUGGCUCGGGAACUGCAACCUACGGCCUGUUCAACCUUCAGCCUGUGCCUUCGUCAGGAGAUAUUCCUGAAGACUGCACUGUGGUCAAAAUCUUGGGCAAGGAAUGGUUCAUGGUUUGCAAGAAUAAUUAAGUUUUCAUUCUUAGCUUCCUCGGUGUAUUGGGUACCGUUAUUUAUUCUGAAAAGAUAUAAGAAGCUUUUUGAAAUGAAUUAGUCUGAACAGUAUCCAUCAAAAUGAGAGGGCGAGGGCUUACUGUGGCCGCUUCGGUACAUUUACUGAGGGCGACGCCUUGAAUGCAAUGUUUUAUUAUCAUUUAUUUAUUAUUAUU
Molecule: messenger RNA, 685 nt
Organism: Penaeus monodon (black tiger shrimp)
Lineage: Eukaryota; Metazoa; Arthropoda; Malacostraca; Decapoda; Penaeidae
Exons: 2
Coding region: 42-488 (148 amino acids)
Source: RefSeq, a predicted model, not a curated record